Fibroporia radiculosa is the source of this 1119-nucleotide messenger RNA. RefSeq lists its product as uncharacterized. The record is from RefSeq and is a predicted model, not a curated record. The transcript has 8 exons. NCBI's taxonomy places the organism in Eukaryota, Fungi, Basidiomycota, Agaricomycetes, Polyporales, Fibroporiaceae. Gene Ontology annotation, molecular function: oxidoreductase activity. Bases 1 to 1119 code for a protein of 372 amino acids.
AUGUCUGCAUCUCAUCUCCGUCUGUCUGCUAGGUCGACACAGGCUAUCGUUGUACAGAAGUCACCCCCGGGACGCAAUCCGCUCUAUCAUGAUGCUGUUAUGGAAGACAAACCCCUUCCUGCGCUCGGAACGGGUCAGAUACUCGUCAAGAUAGGCGCGGCGGGAUUUAAUCAUCGCGACGUUUGGAUACGCAAGGGCCAGUAUCCCGGUAUCACAUUUGGUAGUGUCUUUGGUGCAGAUGGCGCAGGUACUGUUAUUGAAUCAGCGGACCCUAACGACACACUACUGCACAGGCGUGUCUUUCUUGUGCCCAUGCGAGGCUGGGAGACCGACCCAAAUGCUCCCGAAUCGACAUUCGGAAUAAUGGGUGGAGGAAACUUAGUUCCCAUUGGCACAUUUGCGCAGUAUGUGGUAGUCGAACGAGAUCAGGUAAUUCCAACGCCGGAUCACCUGGAUGAUGUCCAUGCAGCCGCUUGGCCAGUGGGUGGUGUCACAGCCUGGAGAGCGGUGGUUGUGAAUGCACGGGUUGAAGCCGGAGACAACGUGCUGAUUACUGGCAUUGGGGGCGGUGUUGCCCUUAUAGCUAUGCAAAUCUGCCUUGCACGCGGCGCGAGCGUUUAUGUCACGAGUGGUUCAGACGAAAAGAUAGACAAAGCCAUAUCACUUGGUGCUAAAGCGGGGGUAAAGUACAGCACUAAGGGAUGGGAAAAGGAGCUUGAGCGGAUUCUUAAGGAACGCAAUCCGGCUAAUGCCCUACUUAGCGCAAUCAUUGACUCUGGGGGAGGCGACGUGAUGACCAAGACGGGAAAAAUUCUGGAGGCCGGAGGCAGAGUGGUCGUCUACGGAAUGACUGCACAUCCCACUGUUACAUUCACCAUGCGUGAGAUUCUCAAGAAUCAACAACUCAUAGGAUCUACCAUGGGAUCCCACAAUGAUCUUAUUGAUGCCACCAACUUCAUUGCAGAGCACCGUAUUGUCCCCGUCAUCUCCCACGUACUUGACGGCCUUGAAACAGCCGAGGAAGGUUUCGAACUGAUCAGGCGAGGUGAACAGUUCGGCAAAGUGGUAAUGAAAGUCGGAACGUACAGUGACAGCAUUCUUGAUCGUGCUAGAUUGUGA